This is a messenger RNA of Aphanomyces invadans, 549 nucleotides long. Its product is annotated as SsrA-binding protein. Gene Ontology annotation, molecular function: RNA binding. The record is from RefSeq and is a predicted model, not a curated record. The transcript has 3 exons. Gene Ontology annotation, cellular component: cytosol. NCBI's taxonomy places the organism in Eukaryota, Oomycota, Saprolegniomycetes, Saprolegniales, Verrucalvaceae. Gene Ontology annotation, biological process: trans-translation-dependent protein tagging. Bases 1 to 549 code for a protein of 182 amino acids.
AUGCUUGCCGCGCUUCAAGCACUGGCCCCGCGGCGGCAGGUUCUGCGCCAGUCCGCGGCGUUUGUGCGGCACGCUGCCAUCGACACAAAGGUUCCGAUCCGAAAGAUUGUGGAGAACCAUGUUGGCCGCAGCAAGUACAACGUGGUGAAGGAAAUCGAGGUCGGGAUAUCAUUGGUCGCGUCCGAAGUCAAGAGCAUUCGCGACGGCAAUUGCGAUAUCUCGGCUGCGUUCGCAGAGGAGUAUGAGGGCGAGCUCUAUGUGCAUCAAAUGUAUAUUCCAGUGUGGAGGCACGGCAUCGUCGGUCGGCAUGAUCCAUACCGCGAACGCAAGCUCCUGGCCCAUCGAAACGAGCUCAAGCGCAUGUUUGAAUUCGCCCGAGAGCCCAAUGCACACCUGGUUCCGUUGCGAGUACACUUGGGCACGACGAAUUGGAUCAAGAUACAGCUCGGGCUCUGUACGCGACGCAAAGGCCCAGACACACGAAAGUCCGAUGACGGGCGUGAAGUGAAGCGGCAGAUUGAUCGUGCGCUCAAGGGCCACGACGACUGA